UGGCAAGAUCGUGGUGUGGAAGGCUAGGAUGAAUGAUCUGGUACGUAGAACAAGGCGAACUGGCACAGGACAAAGGGAGACGCAGACUAUAUAUACACACACAAGGGGCAACGAGGAACAGGUGGAGAACAUUAGGGUGAGGUAGACAAUCAGACACAGGGAACACAGGAGGAAGGGCAAGUCACCUGACACAGACGGGGAAAAGAUUUUCAAAAUAAAACUCACAAGACAUAAUACAAGACAAAAACCUAACAACGGGUUCGAGACAUGACACUGUGCUGCAAAUUCUAGUUAAUAGAAUUGUUUUUAGCUUAUUCUAACAAGCUAGAAAACUGUAGACUGUAGUAGGUGUAGUGAGCAAGUAUGAGAACCACUGAUCCUAAAGCAUUCUAGUUUUUAUAACAUUACAGUGUUAGGGUGAAGGGCAGCCAAAAAGUCCUGAAUACAAAAAUUAUGAAAAACAUGUUAAUGGUCUACUCUACUCUAUCUCACUACUACAUAGUUCACAAAUGUUUUUAUAACAAUUUUCUGACAUGUGCAAAGUGCUUUGAAACAAAUCUCAUAAUUUCCUUACACACACACUCUAAAGACCUUUGUGGUCCUGUUAUAGUGAGGCAGAUUCAUUACACCCACGAGUGAGGCCCACCCUCUCCAGAACAGUUUUGCUAAUAACAGGAAACAUAGCCAUUGCUGCAGAUGCUAAUAAGCAGCUGCUCAGAGCCUGAGACAGCCUGAUUACAGCAGGAAGAGUGCAGUUAACAUUCAAAAUUGCUCUGAAACAUCAGAUGCAACUAAUCUACUUGCUAGCUAUUUUUGCAAGGCUGCAAAGAAAAUGGAGCAUAAGCAGUUAAAAUGCUCCUGGGAAAGGUGUUUGUGUCUGUUUAAUCUUUUAAUCAUGCUUGUUUGAUACGCAUCAGCAGAGAUUGUUCACCCUGCCAUUGAUUAUGUAUCAUUUAUGCUUUGAUAACACCAAGGUGCACUUUCAACCUCAGAUUCAACUGAUGUGUGUGUUUUGCAGCUGCAGCACAACAGGCUCCAUCAUGUCCCUGAAGAGUGAGGACAAUUUGUAGCCAGUGGGAUGUUAGAGCUUUGGAAGCAGCACUGACUGAAGGAGCAUGGUGAAACAUCAACCCCUCCAGGUCUAUGAGCGGCAGCUCUGUUUGUCAUGUAUCACUGGGAUCUACGGUUGCCGAUGGAAACGCUAUCAACGUUCCCAUGAUGACACCACCAAGUGGGAGCUACUGUGGUUCUUCAUCCUCCUUUUUACCUUCUGUCUGCUGCUGGUCUGGUUCUACUUCUGGUGGGAGGCACAUAAUGACUACAAUGAAUUUAACUGGUUCCUGUACAACCGCUCUGGGGAGUGGAGUGAUGGCACUGCUCCCAUCCUGGCCACCACUGCUGCUGGCUUCACCUAUAUUGCGUUUUUAAUGGUUUUAGCACUUUGCCACAUUGCACUUGGGCAACAGUUGAAUUUGCACUGGCUCCAUAAGAUAGGAGUGACCACUGCUUUGCUCACCACUCUUGUUGGGGUGAUAUCUGUGAAUCAAACAUGGGGGCAAGAGUGGGAUAUAAUUCCCAUCUCCCUGCAGGCCACAGGUCCAUUCCUGCACAUCGGGGCUCUUGCUGUGGUCACAGCACUGUCUUGGAUCAUGUCUGGACAGGUCGCCCAGACAGAAAAAACAUUGUUCCAGGCGAUGGUCGUGCUGUUGUAUCUCAGUGUAUUACUAGGACUCUAUGUGGUCCCCCUAUAUAUCACCUCCCCAUGCAUCAUGGACCCUGACACCCUCAAGCCACGGCCCGAUGUUAUUGGUCACCAGGGAGCCCCCAUGCUCGCUCCAGAGAACACACUGUGGUCCUUCCAGCGAGCUCUGCAAAUGAACGUCACUGGGUUGGAGGCUGACGUGGCUAUCAGUACGGAUGGUGUGCCUUUCCUGAUGCACGAUCUUACCCUGCGGAGGACCACAGACGUAGAGAAGGUUUUUCCAGACAGACAGAUGGAUGAAGCCUCAAAUUUCAACUGGACAGAUCUGCAGCAGCUCAACGCUGGACAGUGGUUCCUCAAGGAUGACCCCUUCUGGACAGUGCACACUUUGGCUUUGCAUGAGAUAGAACUGAUCGCCAACCAGAGUGUGUGCAGCCUGGAGCAGCUUUUAAAGCUGGCCUCCUAUCACAACACCACAGUGGUUUUCAGGCUGCGGAGGCCUCCUCCAAAGCACCCCUGCUACCACAGCUGGAUCAAUAAUACACUGCAAGCUGUGCAGAAAUCUGGGGUUCCUCAAAGCCUGGUGAUGUGGACUCCCGAUGAGCACAGAGCUCAGGUGAGACAGUUAGCACCUGGUCUGAUCCAGACCUCGGUGGAGAAACAGAGCUCUCAAAGUCUGCAGCAGGAUGGCAUCAGCAGGCUGCUGCUCAGAUACAAUCAAGCCAGUACUUGGGAAAUCAGAGACUUCUCCAAGACCCACAUAAACCUCACCCUCUACACCGUCAACGAGCCCUGGCUGUACUCAGUACUAUGGUGCAGUGGAGUGUCUUCAGUCUCAUCAGAGGCCCCGCAUAUACUCCGAAAGGUGCCUUACCCAAUUUGGCUCAUGAGCCCAAGUGAAUAUUGCCUGAUGUGGGUGUCUGCAGACCUCAUCUCCUUUGCUGUAGUAAUGGGAAUAUUCAUUUUCCAGAAGUAUCGGACAAGCGGUAUGCACAGCUACAACCCUGAACAGAUCAUGCUGAGUGCUGCAGUCAGGAGGUCCAGUCGAGACAUCAACGUCAUGAAGGAGAAACUGAUCUUCUCUGAGGUGAGGAACGGAGUUGGCAGUGCUGACGAGCUGUACGGAGACAACGGCUACGACUACUACAGCAAUCAGGGCAUUAGCCAGUGAUUGAACCUCAGCCGGUGUCAUUUUGCUGUCGCAAGAUGGAAAAAACCACAACACACAUCAUUCAUAUUUAUCAGUGUAAAGUAUUUUUUCUUCCCCUCUGCCCUACUGAUUAACUGACAGACUGCUGUAUCUGGCAGAGACACCAAUUGCCCAUUUGUUCUGGGUACAUUCUGUAAAUAGGUUUUUUUUCCCCUGUCAGACAAGAACUACAAGCACUUUUUAUUGAUAGAAUUCGCCAAAUCUGUGGCCUCCUCCUCCCACAUUUCAGUGUCCAAGAGGUCCCUCUGAGUUACUUCUGGUGCUUCUUUUUAAAUAUGACUUUCCAGAUUCUUUAUUUUUAGUAAAUUUUCCAAAGCAGUUUAUUAUUUUAAGCAGUGCAACUGAUAUUUUUCUCUUAGAAGAUGAAUUUCUUUUUUUUAAACAAGGCUUUAUUGCAGCAUAAGGCGAAAGACUUACAGCUCAAUAUGUUCCUGUCAGCACUCCAUGGUGCUGUAGAUUGCAAUAGUACAAAUAUUAAUAUUUAUAUUUAAAGAGAAAACAAACAAAAAACACAAACAUGAUGUUUACUGAAAUUUUGCCUUCUCCUCCAGGUGAAAUAUUCACAUGGUGGAUGUAAGAUAAUUAUUUUAUGGAGGCUAAAUGCCCUCCUGGUCUACUUUUGACCAGUGCAUGGAACUGUAAGAAUCCUAUCAACUGACUUGUGUGAGUUGUGUUCCCAUUGCAACCAAAAGAACUGGUAUAAAUGUUGGAAGAUAAAGAUUUGUGCUGUCUUUUUAUGGUUAUUGGUCAAUGUGUGUGGAUUACGGUAUUCUUUUAUCUUUUCUUUUUUAAGAUGUGCACAAUGUAUUGUGUGUAUUCUGGAUGGGUAUAUAUUUUUGACCCUGUGUGCAGUGCUAUGUUGAGUGUGUUCUUGUGUAUAUAAAAGAUAACCCAAUGUGUGAGAUGCUCCAGCCAACAAAAUUAAAUAACUACAAUAGCAAUAGUCUGGUCAGGAUGGAUUUAAAUUCCCUGCACAGCCUUUGAAUUGCAGUAAAUUCUGUGGUAUUUUAGUGUUGACAAACAUAGUAAAUCUACAUGUUGGUUGCUUGCGCACAACUGACAUGCUGUAAGGUAAACGAAGUGGGUGCUAAAUGUGAAAUAAAGCUAUAUGCUAACUGAAGGGAUGCUACAAGUAUCACAAUAGGCAGCACAGGUCAAGAAAUAGAUUGCCUUUUGUGUUUGUUUCCUUUCUUUGGGUAUUACUGUGCCUCAGAAGUAAACAAUAAAAAAAAACUUCUAAUGCA
This is a messenger RNA of Stegastes partitus (bicolor damselfish), 4156 nucleotides long. RefSeq names its product glycerophosphodiester phosphodiesterase domain containing 5b (gene gdpd5b). Gene Ontology annotation, biological process: lipid metabolic process; positive regulation of neuron differentiation. Gene Ontology annotation, cellular component: plasma membrane. The record is from RefSeq and is a predicted model, not a curated record. Gene Ontology annotation, molecular function: glycerophosphodiester phosphodiesterase activity. NCBI's taxonomy places the organism in Eukaryota, Metazoa, Chordata, Actinopteri, Pomacentridae. The transcript has 16 exons. The coding region runs from base 1116 to 2873 and encodes 585 amino acids.